AGGGAGGGAAAAGAGAAGAACAGAAAGACAAGCAGGACCAAAGUCCCAGUUUCCUCUCCCUUCUUUCUCCCAGUGACUCCAAGGUGAGAUCAGCAGAUUGCAAGCAUGCUGUCCCUCAGCUCCCUGUCCAUCCUCCUCGUCCUGCUUCUCCUCCACCCCUCACAGCUGUCUGCGCAGGAAGUGCUGAUACGUCUCGCAGGCGUGGGUCGACGGAAUGCAAACGAGGGACGUGUGGAGGUGUUCUACGACGGAUCCUGGGGCACAGUGUGCGAUGACGAGGUGGAUAUUAAACUUGCCAACGUGCUGUGCCGGCAGCUGGGCUUCCAGCGCAGCUUCACCUGGGCACACAGUGCCAAGUUUGGCCAAGGACAAGGUCAUAUCUGGUUAGACAAUGUGCGCUGCCAGGGCUCAGAGACCUCUGUUGCACAGUGUCAGUUCAGCGGUUGGGGAAUCAAUGACUGCACCCACGCUGAAGACUUGGGAGUCAUUUGCAGCCCAGAAAGAAGAACUGGCUUCCCCCCUGCCAUUUUAGACGAGACAGCUUCAUCUUCAGGUCAACAGCCAAGCCAACAGAGGCAAAGAAACUCACCGCCUUCCCCGGUGCAACCUGCAACCCCAGCAAACUCUUACUCAGCAAGAGGCCACGAGAUUGCCCUUCAUCGCAGCACGUCCUCCUCCCGCCGCAACAGCGUCUCGCCCCGGGAAAACGGCCACGAGAUCCAGAUCUCGAGGCGAAAUCGAGGUGGCUCAAGAGCAAGCCAGCAGGUCAGCCCACCCCUGCCGCGAGGUCACCAGCUGCCCUCGCGCCUCGCAAACAGCGACGCCUACAGGCAGAGGCAGGAGGCGGCGAGGGCAAGUUCUCAGACCGUGAGGCACGAGCCUGGAGUGCAGGCGAACAGGCAGCCCCAACCUCAACAUCCUGCCCAGAUCCACUCUGACCGGAGGAGCGACAGGCAUCAGCAGCUAAGCGGAAACCAUGUGGAACCAGACCCAGUUUAUCCAGAUGUGGACUUGGAGACUGAUGUUCAAUACACACAGGGAUCUGAAAGGAUUUACCUGGAAGAGGCACGUCUUCGGCCCGUGCUGUCCGGCAACCAUGGUGGUCUGGUGACAGAAGGAGUCCUGGAAGUGAAGCAUGCUGGGAAGUGGCGUCACGUGUGCAACAAGGGAUGGGACCUGAGCAGCAGCCGUGUCGUGUGCGGCAUGCUGGGGUUUCCGGCAGCUGAGUCGUUUGACCAAAAUCCUUACAGGAAACUAUGGGACUCUAAGAUUGCAGAUCCCUCAUCAAGGCUGAGAUCCCAGAUCACUAAGAAGGCUUACUGGGUGGAGAAGGUGCAGUGUCAGGGUCUGGAAGUGUCCUUAGCGCAGUGUCCCGCACAGCUGUCCCUCCCCAGGAGUGAUGUCCCAUGCAAGGGGGGCAUGCACGCGGUGGUCCGCUGCGUCCCUGGAUUCCCGUUCGAGCGUUUUGGCAGAGCUCCCGCUCCACCUUCUGUCGCGCCUCUGGUCCGUCUGAAGGCCGGGCCCCGUCUCGGAGAGGGCCGCGUCGAGGUCAUGAAAGAGGGAAAGUGGGGCACGGUGUGUGACCACCUGUGGGACCUGAACGCAGCCAGCGUGGUCUGCAGAGAACUGGGCUUUGGCUCGGCUAAGGAGGCGCUCACCAGGGCUCAACUCGGACAGGGUACUGGUCCCAUCCACAUGAACAGCGUCCAGUGCACAGGCAGAGAGAGGUCUAUCAUGGAUUGUGUCUACAAACAAGUACCACUUUACACCUGCAAACACACCCAAGAUGUAGCUGUCCGCUGCAACGUCCCCAACACCGGCAUUCAGACAACCAUUCGUCUGGCAGGCGGAAGGGACCGUGGAGAGGGCCGUGUGGAGGUGCUGAUGGAGGUCGGAGGAGCAAUGCGCUGGGGCUCGGUUUGCAGCGAGAACUUUGGCCUCAGCGAGGCCAUGGUGGUCUGCCGACAGCUCGGCUUGGGAUUCGCCUCCAGAGCUCAUGAGGAGACCUGGUUCUGGCCGGGAUCCUCCGACGCCAGGGAUGUGCUGCUGAGUGGGAGUCACUGCGUGGGCACAGAGAUGUCCAUCCAGCAGUGUCGCAGGAACGGUCAGGUCUACUGUCCCCGAGGGGGAGACGGCAGGGCUGCCGGAGUGACAUGUGUGGAGACCGCUCCCGACCUUGUGGUGGACGCCCAGCUCGUCCAGGAGUCGGCCUACCUGGAGGACCGGCCUCUUCACCUGCUGACCUGCGCCAACGAGGAAAACUGCCUGUCCUCCUCCGCCGCCAGGAUGAACUGGCCCUACGGACAUCGCAGACUGUUGCGCUUCUCCUCCCGCAUCAUGAACAUGGGACUGGCUGACUUCAGACCGCGAGCCACCAGGGAGAGUUGGGUCUGGCACCAGUGUCACAGACACUACCACAGCAUCGAGGUGUUCACCCACUACGAUCUGCUCACCCUCAACGGGACAAAGGUGGCUGAAGGUCACAAGGCCAGCUUCUGCCUGGAGGACACCUACUGCCCCGAUGGUAUCCAUAAGCGAUACGCUUGCUACAACUGGGGCCAGCAGGGCAUCUCCGUGGGCUGCUGGGACACGUACCGCCAUGACAUCGACUGCCAGUGGGUGGACAUCACAGAUGUUCGACCUGGUGACUACAUCUUUCAGGUUGAAGUGAACCCCAGCCUGGACAUGGCCGAGUCUGAUUUCCAAAACAAUGCGAUGCGCUGCCGGUGCAAGUACGACGGAGCACGAGUUUAUCUCUUCCGCUGCCAUGCAGCUGACGCCUACAGCGCCGAGGAGGAGGACUUGUUCGACCACCAGCGUCAGCUUUCCAACAACUUCUUGUGAAUUACGGAACAUGUACAUUUAAGAACUGUACGGCUCUUUUCCAGGCCUCAGAAGUCAGGCGGCGAAGAGUAAACAACAGUAAAUCGGAAAAGCUGAGAGAGACGGGAAGAAAGUGAACGGAAGGAAAGGACAGAAAUGGCUUUUUAUUUUUGUCGUUUUUUAGGGUCCUGUGAUAGAGCGUUGUGAGAAGAUUUGGUUUUUGUUUGAACAUUAAAUAGGAAUAAAGAAUACAUGUAGAAAGAGAAAGGGAUGCAAAAGAAGACAAAAGCUGGACCAUGAUUUGUGAUAAAACAGUUUACAGAUUCAAAAUCAUGCCUUUUUUUUUUUUAACAAAUGUUAACGCCUUGUUUAAAUCAUAGCCACAGUUGUAAGUAGUGAGACGAAGGCACACGAGGAGAACCUGUAUCGUGCAUCACUCAAUUGUCCACAUAUUUACAAAAGUAAACAAAAUGGACUUCCAGUACGUUCACCGUCCACGUAACAACAUCCAGGAUUUACUGUCAGAACUGUGUGUUUUUCUUUAUUUUAGUUUUCUUUUAGAUUUUAUUUCAUCUCAUGGUGCUAUUUUGCUUCUGUUUUAAAUAAAUACUGUAAUGUAUUGCAAA
This is a messenger RNA of Xiphophorus hellerii (green swordtail), 3449 nucleotides long. Its product is annotated as lysyl oxidase homolog 4-like. The transcript is spliced from 15 exons. Bases 106 to 2844 code for a protein of 912 amino acids. The record is from RefSeq and is a predicted model, not a curated record. Gene Ontology annotation, cellular component: membrane. Gene Ontology annotation, biological process: collagen fibril organization; peptidyl-lysine oxidation. Lineage: Eukaryota; Metazoa; Chordata; Actinopteri; Cyprinodontiformes; Poeciliidae. Gene Ontology annotation, molecular function: copper ion binding; protein-lysine 6-oxidase activity.